This is a messenger RNA of Lasiodiplodia theobromae, 1845 nucleotides long. RefSeq lists its product as uncharacterized. The transcript has 3 exons. NCBI's taxonomy places the organism in Eukaryota, Fungi, Ascomycota, Dothideomycetes, Botryosphaeriales, Botryosphaeriaceae. The coding region runs from base 1 to 1845 and encodes 614 amino acids. The record is from RefSeq and is a predicted model, not a curated record.
AUGCCCUGCUUCCAGGGCCUGGCCGUCAGCAUCCACACGCCUGACGGCCCGCUGCCCGAGUAUUCGAUCCAGAAGAACUCUCGCGCCCACCGCAUUACCUCGUACAUUCCCGUCCCGCCCGCCAAGGUCCCGCCUGGCGCCAGCAAGCCCGAACAGUCCACCUUCGCGAUCUCCAUCACCCUACUCACCCCCGGCCUGAACGUCCCAUACUCGACUCCGAAGCCGGGCCCCGACGACCCUUACCCGCGCCCCAAGGUUGUUGGCGGCUUGCCCGGCUAUGGCAAUGAGCGGGGAAAGUACGGCCCUGUAAUCGGUCCCUACAUUCCGCUGACCUCGUCGCCGAACGAAACAAUUGCUGCGUACAUAUACUUUGACGGCCGCGCGAAAGAGGAGGUCGCGACGCUGCUCCGGCGCGGCGAAGAAACAUGGGUCAAUUCUCGCUGGGUCAGCGUGCCCGAAUCGGAGGGAGGUGGUCUCGCCGAGCGCGAGUUCCUCUUCCGCGAGGUUGGACUAGAGCGCUGGCUCAAUGGCCUCGACCUCGAGGGCAAGGACAAGGAUGUGGCAGCCCGGAUAGAGCGGCGAAGGCAGCGCCUGGAAAAGAAGAGGCGGAAGAAGAGGGAGCAGAAAGGCAGCGAUGACGACGACGACGAUGAUGACAUGGAAACGGACAGGACGAAGACGACCAACAGGAACGGCGUUUUGCGUUAUGGCGAGGACAAGACGGUCGAGCCGCUGUCAGGCGAUGAGGGCUUGUUCACUUCGGACUCUGAUUCGGACGAUGAGCCGCCUAUGCCCGAAGCCGCAGGCCAGAUCAAGGUUGCAUUAUUCAGGGUUCUGGCGUCUGGGGAAAUCAAGAGAGGAGAAUACUCGCCGCAAUUCGACGCUCACGACGACGACGAUACCACUGGCGCGAACGGCGAUCCAGCCAAUGACGCAGAUGUUGACCACACGACGAGUUUCGCCAAGCCGAAGACAUUGGACCCCAAGUCAAUCAGCACGCAGACUGUAACGGGCAUUGAUCCGCCAGACAAGCCCUACGCCGUUUUCACAUUCCUGUACCGUGGCGAGAAGCAAUUACGCAAGAUGGGCAUUCUGCCAACCCCAAGCGCUGCUCCCAAGACGCCUGCCGCAACGAAGAGGAAAACAGGUCUUGACUUCUCCGCUCUGAAGCCACUUACGACAACCGGUACCAGGAAUUUUGCUGGUUACCGUGACCCCAACGCGUCGCCAACGAAAAAGACCAGGAGCGGCAAAGCCAAAGACGUUGACGACAUGGACAGCGACGCAGAAGAUGAUGACGAUGCACGAAUUGGCACAAAUGACGAUGACAUUGACAUCAAGGUGGAAGGCAAGGGUAUGCUGUCGGCCGAGGAUGUAGCCAGGCAAGAAGAAAUGGCCGAGGGCGUCCGAAAAAUCAAGCUCAAGCGCGCCCAUUCCGCAGACCCCGUUCAGGAUUCCCCGACAAAGUCUCCUGCGGAUUUCACACCCAGCGGCUCCGCCAGCGCCGCCUUAUCACCCGGCAGCGAAGUCCCCACCAGCGCCGCGGCAGCGCUUGCUGCCAAAGAAGUCGCCCCAGAAGCCGCGGUCGUGGGAUCGCCAUUCAAGAAGCAGCGCGCCAGCCUACCCGGUUUCGAUGAGGGUGUGCGCUCGAAUCUGGGGUCCGCGCUGGCGAACGCCUCCUCGUCAUCGGUGCUGGGCGGUGCGCCGCUGCUACAGCCGCGCAGCAUGAGCGACAGCAACGCAUCUGGCCAAACUGCUAGCGCGGCAGGGAGCUCUGUCGGCGUAGGCUCGGGCGCCGUGAUUAAGCAGGAAGAGACCACGAUGGAAGAGGAUGAAGAGCUCUGA